Catharus ustulatus (Swainson's thrush) is the source of this 2379-nucleotide messenger RNA. It is a transcript of the gene PNISR, whose product is annotated as PNN interacting serine and arginine rich protein. Gene Ontology annotation, molecular function: RNA binding. NCBI's taxonomy places the organism in Eukaryota, Metazoa, Chordata, Aves, Passeriformes, Turdidae. The record is from RefSeq and is a predicted model, not a curated record. Gene Ontology annotation, cellular component: nuclear speck; presynaptic active zone.
AUUGUCUUGUCCGUGAAGACGAGGAGUGAUAGCGGGGGCAGCGCGGCCGCGGAGCGGCGGCACCGGCGGCGGGAGGCGGGGGAGCGCUUGAAAUAUAGACUAUAUAAAGACUUAAAAGAUGUGGGAUCAAGGUGGACAACCUUGGCAGCAAUGGCCUUUGAACCAACAGCAGUGGAUGCAGUCAUUUCAGCACCAGCAAGAUCCAAGCCAGAUUGACUGGGCUGCACUAGCUCAAGCAUGGAUUGCUCAGCGAGAAGCCUCAGGGCAACAGAAUGUAGUGGAACAACAAGGAAUGAUGCCAAACGGACAGGAUAUUUCAGGAAUAGAGUCUGGUCCAAACAACCAUAAUAAUUUUCAGGGGGAUCCCAAUUUCAACAGAAUGUGGCAGCCAGAAUGGGGAAUGCCUCACCAACCCCCUCACCCACCUCCAGAUCAGCAGUGGAUGACUCCAACCCCAGGUCAAAUGGAAAUUGUUCCUCCGUCUGAAGACAGCAACAGUCAGGACAGUGGGGAAUUUACUCCUGACAACAGGCAUAUUUUUAACCAGAACAAUCACAACUUUGGGGGACCUCCCGAUAACUUUGCAAUGGGGCCAGUGAACCAGUUUGACUAUCAGCAUGGGGCUGCUUUUGGUCCACCUCAAGGUGGAUUUCAUCCACCUUAUUGGCAGCCAGGACCACCAGGGCCACCAGGUCCUCCAGCACCUCCUGCACCUACUCAAAAUCGAAGGGAAAGACCCUCAUUCAGAGAUCGACAACGUUCACCUAUUGCGAUGCCUGUGAAGCAGGAGCCUCCCCAGAUUGAUGCUGUGAAGCGUAGAACUCUGCCUGCCUGGAUUCGUGAGGGCCUGGAAAAGAUGGAAAGAGAAAAACAGAAAAAAUUGGAGAAAGAGAGAAUGGAACAGCAACGUUCACAGAUGUCUAAAAAAGAGAAAAAGGAAAAUGAGGAGGCUGAAGAAGGGGAUGGCCCACGGUUGCCUCAGAGAAGUAAAUUUGACAGUGAUGAGGAAGAAGAAGAUGCUGAAAACACAGAAGCUGUAAGUGUUGGGAAAAUCAGCAGGAGUCCAUCCCCAGCUCCUCAAGAGGAGCAAAGUGAACCAGAAAUGACAGAAGAAGAAAAGGAGUAUCAAAUGAUGAUGCUGACAAAAAUGCUGCUGACAGAGAUUCUCCUAGAUGUCACAAAUGAAGAAAUCUAUUAUGUGGCCAAAGAUGUUCACCGUAAAGCAACUAAAGCUCCUGCAAAACAGCUGGCACAGUCCAGUGCACUGGCUUCCCUCACUGGACUCGGUGGACUGGGUGGUUAUGGAUCAGGAGACAGUGAAGAUGAGAGGAGUGACAGAGGCUCUGAAUCAUCUGAUACUGAUGAUGAGGAAUUGCGACACAGAAUAAGGCAAAAACAGGAAGCGUUUUGGAGAAAAGAGAGAGAACAGCAACUACUACUAGAAAAACAACUAGAAGAAGAAAAGCUACAAAAUGAAAAAAAUUCAAAAGAGAUGAAUGAAUUUAUCAACAAAGAACAAAAUAGUAACUUAGCAUCACAGGAGCAAAAGAAAUUGAAGCAGAUAUGGUUCAUGAAAAGAAGAGAUCUCCAAAUGCAAUCGCACCUGAUGUAGAACUCAAGAAAGAGGGUAAAGAGAGGGCAGGAAGGAGUGGGUCAAGAAGCUCUAGCAGUGGUAGCAGCAGCAGCAAUAGCAGGAGCAGCAGCAGUAGCAGCACAGUAUCCAGUUCAUCGUAUAGCACUAGCUCAGGUAGCAGUCGCAGCACUUCACGCUCUUCCUCUCCCAAAAGGAAGAAGAGACACAGUCGCAGUAGGACGCCGUCACACAAAGUUAGGCGCAGUAGAAGCAGGAGUUACUCCCAUAGAAACAGGAGAGAGAGGAGUAGGAGCAGGGAGAAAAUAAGGGAAAGGAGAAGAUCUAGUAGAAAUCACAGUGCUGAAAGAGGGGAGAGGCGGAGAAAUCGGAGUCCUUCGAGAGAGAGAAGCUGGGAUAGACGUAGAAGCGGCAGCCGCUCAAGAGACCGGCGAGCCAACCGUGCAAGCCGCAGCAGGAGCAGGGACAGAUGUAAAGCCGAAGACCAGCGUAGAAGCCCUACUGGAAAUAGGCACAAACAUAAAAGUGAGGGUAAAGAUCAAGAAAGGAAGAAGGAGCAGGGUGGAGGUGUAGAUAAAGACAAAAAAAAGAACAGAGAAAGGGAGAGAGAUCAGGAAAAAAGAAAAGAUAAGCCCAAAAAAGAGGAAAAAGAAAGUAAGGCUGGCAAUCAUGACGACAGUAGAUUAAAGAGAAAAAGAGACAGCGAAAGAACUUUCUCUCGCAGUGAUUCUAUAUGUGUGAAAAUAAUAAGACAGGAUUCCAGACAAGAAAGCAAAAAAAUUACUACC